GGCAGAUACAGUCUAUAUAGAAACCCUGCCUGAUUCUAGUCUCCACUCAGCUGAGAAGGACUUGAGAGGGUAUUGCCCUGGAACUUGAGUCGGGACCUGCUGGUGGGAAGAAAACACGACCAGUGGAGUUGCACUUCUCUGUUCUCUGGAUUUUGUCUGACCUCAGGCACUCUGGAGAUUGGAAGGAGCUCAACCCAUUGGAGCCUUUCUCUAUAAGACAAGACAAUAUACAACUGCAACAUGCCCUCCAUGUUUGAGAGAACUACCAAGAAAUUGGUCAAAGAGAUCGGAGACCAAGAGCUCAGACCUGUCAAAUGCUUGCUAAGUGCCACCAAGAUACGCCGGUUUUCUCUAAUACGGAGGAAGAAGGCUCGCUCUUGGUUUUGGCAACUACCUGAUGUCCCACUUGACGCCUCCCUCAUGCACAUCCUUGAACCAGGUUCUUCAGACCCAGUCGCUGCUGUGAAAGUGUCUGCCAACUUCAGUGACACCGAGGUCAUGAAGCAGCAGGCGGCUGGGAGCGUGAAUGCUGGGGCAGGAGUGGUCAUAUUGGAGAAGACUGCUGCCUGCCGAGGGUACUCCCUCAAGUACCAGAUUGUUAGCACCCCACUCGAAACCUGGACAAAGCUUGAGAAGAGGAAACUUCUGGACCCAGAGCCAGCCCUCCUGAGGCAAUGCCGGGAAGCAGGGGUGAAUCUGUAUGUUGUGACCGACACCGUGGAGCUGCUCAACAGCCCUGUGCUGCAGGAUCUCAGCAGCAAGAAGAUCUCGGGGAAAUUCUCCCUCCCUCUGGAUAUUUUGGUCAAGGGUAGAGGAGAGGCAGAGGGUAUCAAAGUGACAGAGAAGCAGCUGACUGUGCAGAAGGGCUCGGUGCUGGCCUAUAAGAGGAAGCAGCUGGUUUUCCAUGAGAAAGACUGGGAGAUUCUUCACAUCACAGAUGAUGAUUAUCAGAAAACCUUUCCAACAGGUGAUGAUAAUGCUGCUGCUGCUGCUGAUGAUGAUGAUCAGAAAACCAUUAUAGAAGGUCAAUACCUACUCAGAAAGAUAAUGCAGAUGUUCCAGUGGACAGAUUUCAAACUGCUACAAGAGGAGGUUUCCCAGAACAUAAAAGCGGCCAAGCUCUCGAAGGACAUGCAGGAUGUUGUGUUCUCCAACCUCCUGGCCAUGCUUGAGGACCGCGAGGCUCUCCAGGACCGCAUGGACACUGGGAGGUGCCCGCUUGAACAGGAACCCUUCGGUCAUUUGGAUGGCCCUGGUGGCACCAUCCUAACUGAACUGCAAAAGGACUCCCGCUAUCCAGGGGUUGGCUCAAAGUUCCUCAUCCUUUACCUGCUUGAAGCCUUAAUGGUGCUGAGUGACAUCCAACAUGUUCUGCUGGCUCAGUCUAUGGAGAAGAGGAUCCUCCUCCCGCAGAGGGACCUGGUGAAGAGCAUCCUGAAGCCCAACUUCAACUGCUCUGAGAAGACUCGCUUUACCUUCCAGCCUGAGCUCCUGGUCCCACUCCAGGGGGAGGACUUGGCCAUUACCUAUGGGCUGCUGGAUGAGUGUGGCCUGAAGAUAGAGCUGAACAGCCCCGGGUCAACCAGGGACCCGGAAGCCCAGGAGCCCCUGUCUGCCCUCUAUGGGGCCCUCUCCGUGCUGAGCCAGCUGGCUAAGGCCUGAGACCUCCUGGGGGGCAGGCCAGGGAAUCAGUCCUGGUCCUGUCCUUUGCUGCAAACACCCGCAGGCUGUUCUCUGUAUCGAUGAGUUUGUAUCUAUUCCACAAAUAAGUGAUAAGUCUUUGUCUUUGAUUUAUUUUGCUUAGCACAAGACCUUCAAGGUUGGUCCAUGUUGUCACAAACCACAGGCGACUCUGGCUGCUGAGUGGAGGAUGGGCUGGAAG
Molecule: messenger RNA, 1882 nt
Organism: Myotis davidii
Lineage: Eukaryota; Metazoa; Chordata; Mammalia; Chiroptera; Vespertilionidae
Product: gasdermin-C-like
Exons: 12
Coding region: 241-1662 (473 amino acids)
Biological process (GO): defense response to bacterium; pyroptotic inflammatory response
Molecular function (GO): phosphatidylserine binding; phosphatidylinositol-4,5-bisphosphate binding; phosphatidylinositol-4-phosphate binding
Source: RefSeq, a predicted model, not a curated record